Symbiodinium necroappetens is the source of this 456-nucleotide messenger RNA. The record is from the annotation of a GenBank genome assembly. Lineage: Eukaryota; Dinophyceae; Suessiales; Symbiodiniaceae.
AUGUUUUGUGCUUGCUGCUCCCAUAGCAGCCCAGAUGGGGCCGAAGAUGUGAGCAUCGUCCAAACGCUUGUGGACUCGAAAGCGGAGGCAGAGACGGAGGCUGUGGCAGGGGUUGAGCCGAAGUUCGAAGCUGCGGUGGUUCAAGAGGCAAAGGGAACCGAAGAGCUCGGCGCCUUUGAGCCGGUGGAGGAGGGUACCUGCUUGACCUUUCAGCUUCCAGACAACAGCAUAAAGGAGGUUCGCUUCACCAGCAAGCCUUUGGGCUUGGAUUUCAUGAAGACCAUGCCGCUCACGGUCAAGAACGUCAAAUCUGGAUCCGUUGCAGAAGCGCAGAAGGUGGAAAAGACCUGGAUCAUCACGCACGUGCAGGGCAUGGCAAUAGGGAACGAUCUCAAUGAAGCUGUCGGUCAGCUGUCAGCCGCGAUGAAGGACCUGCCCAUCAAGAAGCCCGAGUGA